UUGUAACUUGGCAACGCUAGGUCUUCCUUCUUCUACGCAAACGCUCAGAAUUCUCUUUCAUGUCAGCUAUCCUCUAGCACUGACCAAGAAUCAUGGGUAAACCACGAGGAUUGCGCACUGCUCGCAAGCACGUGAACCAUCGUCGUGAACAGAGAUGGCACGACAAGGAAUACAAGAAGGCUCAUCUUGGUACCAGGUGGAAGGCCAAUCCCUUCGGAGGUGCCUCUCACGCCAAGGGAAUCGUCCUCGAAAAAGUUGGUGUUGAAGCCAAACAGCCCAACUCUGCUAUCCGCAAGUGUGUUCGUGUCCAGCUCAUCAAGAAUGGCAAGAAGAUCACAGCCUUCGUCCCCAAUGAUGGUUGCUUGACUUUCAUUGAAGAAAACGAUGAAGUCUUGGUUGCCGGAUUCGGUCGUAAAGGCCACGCCGUCGGUGAUAUUCCGGGUGUCCGCUUUAAGGUCGUUAAAGUUGCCAACGUCUCGCUUUUGGCGCUGUACAAGGAGAAGAAGGAAAGACCCCGUUCUUAAUCACUGUGUAUUUUUCUAA
Messenger RNA from Daphnia carinata, 543 nucleotides. RefSeq names its product small ribosomal subunit protein uS12 (gene RpS23). Lineage: Eukaryota; Metazoa; Arthropoda; Branchiopoda; Diplostraca; Daphniidae. Gene Ontology annotation, biological process: translation. Gene Ontology annotation, molecular function: structural constituent of ribosome. Bases 93 to 524 code for a protein of 143 amino acids. The transcript is spliced from 4 exons. Gene Ontology annotation, cellular component: cytosolic small ribosomal subunit; ribosome. The record is from RefSeq and is a predicted model, not a curated record.